Calliphora vicina (urban bluebottle blowfly) is the source of this 5104-nucleotide messenger RNA. It is a transcript of the gene smal, whose product is annotated as smoke alarm. Lineage: Eukaryota; Metazoa; Arthropoda; Insecta; Diptera; Calliphoridae. The record is from RefSeq and is a predicted model, not a curated record. The transcript is spliced from 13 exons.
AAAAUAAUUUAUAAUUUAAAACGAAUUUCUUUGAAUUUCAUUUCUAACAAUAUUUUCUAAAGAAAUCUUUGUUUUUUAACCGCUAAUUGGAUUUACUUGUGCUACUGUGUGUGUUUGAAUUCGUGGAUUUCCAUUUCUGUUUCCUGUCUGCCCGCCUGUCUUCAUAUUUUGAUUUUGGAUUUUUUACCUCGUUAUUAUUUUUGUUUCCUUGUUGCUUUUUUUUAUACAAGAAAAAUAAAAUACUCACCUGGAAUAAAUGUAACAUUAUAUUAAAAUAAUUUUACACGACUAAAACGAUCUCCUGCUAUUUGUUUAAUAGAAUCUACUAGAAAACAAAACCACUGCCUGCUAACUCAAAAUUAAAAAAAUAAAAAACUACAAACAAAAUUUAUAAUUAUGGCUAAAACAAAAUCUUUAUCAUCAACAUCAAUACAACGACUCACCUUAACUACCACCUGCAAUAUGUUCUCCCGCCAGUGCCUUUCCUAUCAGCUUUUAACCCUUAUAAGCAUAGUGCUGUAUCAAUCUUCACAUAUACAUGGAUUCGAUAUAGGCACAUGUAAUAUGCCAUUGGGCAUGGAAUCUGGUGCAAUCACAGAUGCUCAAAUCACCGCCAGUUCAGCGCACGAUACAGGUUUUGUGGGGCCACAACAUGCAAGACUGAAAACCGAUAAUAAUGGCGGUGCCUGGUGUCCCAAACAUAUGGUGUCUAAUGCUUUAAAAGAAUAUUUACAAGUUGACCUGUUGUCGGUGCAUGUGGUAACGGCCAUACGAACACAGGGUCGCUUUGGCAAGGGCCAGGGUCAAGAGUAUACAGAGGCCUAUGUAUUGGAAUAUUGGCGUCCAGGUUUCACCAGCUGGAAGAGAUGGAAGAAUACCCAAGGAAAGGAGAUUUUACCUGGCAACAUCAAUACCUACAGCGAAGUUGAAAACACUUUACAGCCCAUAAUUUUUGCCUCAAAAGUACGCAUCUAUCCAUAUGGUCAAUACGAUCGCACUGUCUGUCUAAGAGCUGAAAUUGUGGGUUGUCCAUGGGAAGAGGGCAUUGUUUCGUAUAGUAUACCAAAGGGUGUCCAACGUGGCAUGGAAGUUGAUUUAUCGGAUAAAACCUAUGACGGCUAUGAACAGGGUGAUCGUUAUAUUGAUGGUCUGGGACAAUUGGUGGAUGGCCAGAAAGGAAAAGAUAAUUUCCGCACGGAUAUACAUGGUUUUGGUAAAGGCUAUGAAUGGAUUGGCUGGCGCAAUGAUACUCCCGGCUUAAUGGGUAAACCUGUUGAAAUAGUCUUUGAAUUUGAUACAGUGCGUAAUUUCAGUGCCAUUAUAUUGCAUACGAAUAAUAUGUUUACCAAGGAUGUACAGGUCUUUGUCCAUGCCAAAGUGUUUUUCAGCAUUGGCGGUCGACAUUUUUCCGGUGAACCCGUCCAUUUCUCUUAUAUGCCUGAUACUAUUAUGGAUCAUGCUAGAGAUGUUACCAUUAAACUGCAUCAUCGUGUUGGCAAAUAUUUAAAAAUAAAUUUGUAUUUUGCUGUCAAAUGGAUAAUGCUGUCGGAGAUAUCAUUUGUAUCAGUGCCAGCCGUGGGAAAUUUCACAGACGAGCAAGAACAACGUGGCGCCCUGUUGCCACAGGAUACCCGUGAAUAUCCUUUACAAAGUAAUGAAUAUCAUCAUAAUAAUAAAAAUGGUGGUAAAAUGCCAACAACAAAUGUUAAUGGCGAACGCAACUAUAAUAAUGGACCACAAUUAAUCGCCCCCAAACCCAUCGAUCAAGAGCCCUCCGAAGAAAAUUUCAUUGGUGUUAUUAUCGUGGUUUUAACCACCAUCAUUAUCCUAUUGGUUGCCAUCAUAUUAUUCAUAGUAUCGCGAACAAAACGUGCUCGUGGCAGCAAUGUUUUGGAUGCAUUCCAAUAUAGUUUUAAUCCCAAUACCUUGGGUGGCAACGUUGAUAAACAUCGACCAAAUGGCACAGGAAUUAAAGCCAGCGUUGAUGAUAAUGAUUCAAUUGGUAAAAACAGUCUAUACCAUGAACCCUUUAAUGUAAAUAUGUAUACGAGUGGGGUAAAUGGUUAUGCGGCCGUUAAUGAUUUACAAUGUAAUAUGACACCAGACUAUACAGACGUCCCUGAAGGCGGUUAUGCUGUGCCACAUAUGCAAGAUUAUAUGCCCACAAAAAUGUCCAAUUCAACGCCGGGCGGUUAUGUUAAUGUGCGCCGCACACCACCGCCACCCUUGAGCAGUAUAUUCCCAAGGCCACCACAAGUGCCACCGCCGCCAAUGGAAAAGUAUUAUGCCACCACAGCGAUAUUUAAGCCCAUCAAGGGCCACAGUGGCAGCAAUACCAUGAGCAGUAAAGCCAGCAGUAAUCUAAGUAAUGAACAUAAUUACGAUGAUAAUAUGGGUACAAUGAAUUCACAAUCAACGGCACCCAUGAUAAAUAAUCCCUACAAUACAUCCACAAUGGGUGGUGGAAGUGUAGGUGGUGGUGGUGUUUGUGUAGGUGUUAUGAAUACAUCAAAUAAUAGUGAUAAUAUGCAAUUUCAAAGGGCUAGAACCUAUAAUUUCCGUAGUUAUCCAGACAAUCUUUAGUUUGAAGCACAACUACAACAGCAGCAGCAGCAACAGCAGCAAACAACAACAACAACUACAACAAUAAAUAAAUUACAUAUGCCAGCAAAAUGUAAAGAACAACCCCUUAUAAACAAUCAUUUUAGCCAUAAUUUAGCAACAACAACUGCAACAGCAACAACAAAUAAAAUAAUUAGUAGCAAUAAUGUUGGUUUAACAAGAGAUUUUAACAAUCAACAACUACAACCAUUUUAUAAUAAUAAAAUCAAUAAAACCAAAAGACUUAGUGUUUUAAGCACUACCAUGCCUAAACAAUAUACACUACAGCAGCAACAACACUAUCAAGCUAAUAACAAACAACUACAGCAACAACAACAGCCAUAUUAUUUGACACAACAACAUUGUCAACAAGCGGUAAUAUUAAGAAGAUCUCCUAAGCCUCUUUAUAGUUUAACUUUAAACAACAAAUACGCUUUUGCCACAGCAGCAGCAACAACAACAGCAACUGCACCCAACCCACCACCACAACCACCCCCGGCAAACACAACAACAUCGACAACAACAACAACACGAAAUAGUUUAUCCAGCAGGGAUUUAAACAUUUUCGAAUUCUCUCAUCUAAAAGACUGUGAUCUUGAUCAUAAUGAUGAUUAUUAUUUACCAUCAUCUAUGGAAAUUUUGGGCAUACAAAAAUCAUUGCAACGCGAUGAUAAUGAUGUUGCAACCAAUUUACAUAUUAAUGCUAUUAAUAAAGACAAUGUUGUUGUUAAUGACCAUGUUGAUGAUGAUAAUAAUGAAGAGGACGACGAUGUUAUGGAUGUGGCUGAAGAUAGUGAUGAAAAUGAGCUUGUAGUUGAUUUAGAUAAUAAACGAGUUAAACGGCUAAGUGCUAAUUUGAAUGAUUUAGAGGUAACAAAAAAUGCUACAAAUAAUUUAUUAAAACAACAACAUCAACAACAUCAACAAACAAAUAGGCUGUGGUAUCAUUGAUGGAACCAAUGGAUUUGAGCGCUUUAAACUCUGCAAAACCGGCAAGAAAAACAAAUAUUAUCUACAAGGACUUGACAAAACCUUUGUUUUUUCUUUUCAACCCAACUUUACAAAGAAACGAAAUAGAGCUUUUAUUAGGUAACUCGCAAACAAAAGCUCUUACUUAAGACGAAAAAUUAAAUUCAACACGAACAAAAACUAAAUAAAAUAAUGCAGAAGGAUUAUUAAUGGUGGUAAAUCAUAAAAUUAUAAAACAAAAGGGAACCCACAUUAAAUUAUAAGGAAAACUUAAAGUAACAAAACAAACAAACAAAAAAAACUAGAACACCGUAUGCUUUACCUUAAAACAAUGAAAACAAAAUCUAAAAAAAAACACACGAUAAAAUUAUAGGCUUCUUAAACUUGUUCAUACACCCCCUGGAACCCCCUAAAAAACAACAUUAGCUACUACACAGAGAGAAAACAAAACCAAAUUUUUUUUUAUGAAAAAAAAAGGAAAAUUUUAAAGUAAAGUAGUGAAAAUAAGCUAAAAAGGCACCUAUAAUUUUAUAAAACGAAAACUUGUAGAACAAACAAAAAAGUACUAUACAAAAAAAAACAGAAAAUUUGCCAACGAAAAAAACACACAAACUAAAAAAAAAACAAAAAAUUUAAGUUACAAACUAAAAAAUUAACAAAGAAAAAAAAAAUAAUAUUUAUUAAAGCCAAGCACAUCAUUCUUCUUUAAUUUUGUAAAUAUUAACAAGAAAUUUAAGGAAAACUGGUAGUAAGACUAUAAAUUAUAUAAAUAAAAUAAAACAUAGAAAAAAGUACUCAAGCAACUAAAACUUCAUUUAAAUAAGGAAAGAAAGAAAAACAUACAAAACAUUUUAAAUAAUUCAUAAUAGCAAAUAGUAAUGGAAAAUUAAUUUAAUAAAAAAUAUUUACAGAAUUCUUAAAUUUACGGAAAUAUUUCUAGAAAAUCUAUGGCCCUACUAAAACUUGCAGCAGAUUUUAAAAGGUUCCGUUUUUAAUUCAAAUUUCUUACAAAAGUAGGGUAAAUUAAAAAAGUUCUGCUUUUUUCUUUAAGCAAUUUUCCAGCAUCAUAAUUAGAAAACUCAACAGCAUUUAGAAUACAUCAUUAACGAAUUUAAGUAAAUUUAAUAUAGAAAACUACAACAUGUAAAAUUAACGUAUUCUUAAAUAUUAACAAGUUUAUGUGAUAUAACAAUUUGUAUUAUUAAUAUUUUGUUUGAUCAGUUUUUUCUUUUGGUUUUCCCUCUUUAACAAAGUCUCUACUACCCCUUUUUCUUAAAAUUGUGUACUACACUGUAACUAACUACUUGAUCUAUCGUAAAAACUACUUAAACUGUGCUCUAUGUAAAUUUCCCUGUAAAAUCCUGUAAUAUAAUAUGAGAAUUUUUUGUUUGUGUAUAUUUUCUCUGUAAAAAAAAAAUCUAGAAAAAAAAACAAUUAAUUAAACUAAAAAUUUAACUAAAGUUUAAAAAGAGUUUAACAAAACAAGGCAGUGAGUGGUAUUGAUGAGGUAAACAGACAGAGAGAGAGAAAUAUU